AUGCCUGUGGAUGGUUUCUCGCCCCCGGCCGACACGAACGUGCGCCUACGCUAUGAUGGCCACCUGACGUGGGACAGUCCGGCCAUUGUCCACUCCGCCUGCCCACUGGACAUCCGCCUCUUCCCCUUUGACUCUCAGCGCUGCCCUCUGACGUUUGGCUCAUGGAGCCACGGGGUGGGGGGGCUGCGGCUGAGGGCGGGGGGGCUGCCGGGGGGGGGCUUGGAGGACCUGGUGCAGCCGGCAGGCUGGCAGGUGACCGGGCUGACGGUCAGCGACGGCACAAGCCCGGCCGGGCGAGAAACCGUCGCCCGCCUCACCUACACGCUGAGCCUCCGCCGCUGCCCCGCCGCUCCCCUCCGCAACCUCCUGCUGCCCCCCGCCCUCAUCUCUGCCCUCGCCCCCCUCGCCCUCUGCCUGCCCGCACCCUCCGGCGAGAGAGUAGCCCUCGGCCUCGCACUCCUCCUCGCCAUCACCUUCUACCAGCUGAUGUUGGCCGAGACCUUGCCUCCUGCCGAGACUGCCCCGAUGCUCGGCCGUUUCUACAUGGCCAGCAUGGCGGUCAUCACGACGUCCACGGCCGUGUCCGUGCUGCUCCUCGGCGUCUACCACUGCGGCCCCGAGGCCAAGCCCCUCCCCCGCUGGGUCAGAGUGGUCAUCCUCGGUCACCUGGCCAGAGUCCUGGCGAUCCGCCCGCCGGGGAACCCGCACCAUCGCCACUGCCACCGCCACACCGGGUCACAGGUCGAGGCCGGACUGACCAGUGGCCGGACAGCGCAGAGUGGAGGGGCAACUGGUGUGGAGGAGGGGAGUGACUGGCAGCAUCUGGCCGGGCAUGUGGAGCUGAUCGCCAGCUGUGUGCGCAGGCACAGGGCGGCAAGGCAGAGACAGCGGGAGUGGCGGAGGGUCGGCGCCGUCCUGGAACGGCUGCUGACCGGCACCUUCUUGCUGUUGGUCACCGUCACCACUCUGGCCGCACUGGCCGCGGCGCUGUAG
Molecule: messenger RNA, 993 nt
Organism: Amblyraja radiata (thorny skate)
Lineage: Eukaryota; Metazoa; Chordata; Chondrichthyes; Rajiformes; Rajidae
Product: neuronal acetylcholine receptor subunit alpha-10
Exons: 4
Coding region: 1-993 (330 amino acids)
Biological process (GO): monoatomic ion transmembrane transport
Cellular component (GO): membrane
Molecular function (GO): extracellular ligand-gated monoatomic ion channel activity; transmembrane signaling receptor activity
Source: RefSeq, a predicted model, not a curated record